Messenger RNA from Lates calcarifer (barramundi perch), 3894 nucleotides. It is a transcript of the gene atl3, whose product is annotated as atlastin 3. Lineage: Eukaryota; Metazoa; Chordata; Actinopteri; Centropomidae. The transcript has 14 exons. Gene Ontology annotation, molecular function: GTP binding; GTPase activity. Gene Ontology annotation, biological process: protein homooligomerization; endoplasmic reticulum organization. Bases 171 to 1709 code for a protein of 512 amino acids. The record is from RefSeq and is a predicted model, not a curated record.
GCAUUGGCGCAGGCUGAAAACGGAAGUGAGUGAGUUUUCGUGUUGGAAAAAAGUUCUCAUGGUUGUGUUGAUGCCAAGUGUAGAAAAGUUGGGUUUCAGACGUCUGUCGACUCCCAUGAGAUUGUGUUGAAGCCGUUUGAAGACAACUAAGGGACCAAUACCUCUGCAGGAUGAGGGAUGAACCAGGCCCAGUUCAGAUCGUCACAGUGUGUAAGGAGGAUCACUCCUUCGAGUUGGACACGGAGGCUUUGGCCCAGGUUCUGUUAGCUCCUGAGGUUCGAGACAAAAAUGUGGUGGUGCUGUCGGUGGCUGGAGCCUUCAGAAAGGGAAAGAGCUUCCUGCUGGAUUUCAUGCUCCGCUACAUGUACAGAAAGCAGGGGGAUGAGAACUGGCUGGGUGAGGACGAUGAGCCGCUGACUGGAUUUUCUUGGAGAGGUGGUUCAGAACCGGAGACAACAGGCAUCCAGGUGUGGAGUGAGGUUUUCCUCGUUCCAAGGAGCGAUGGCACAGAGGUGGCAGUUGUGCUGAUGGACACUCAGGGAGCGUUUGAUGCUCAGUCGACCGUAAAGGACUGUGCCACCAUCUUUGCCCUCAGCACCAUGACCAGCUCGAUACAGAUCUACAAUCUGUCGCAGAACAUUCAAGAGGACGAUCUGCAGCAGCUACAGCUGUUCACAGAGUAUGGUCGUCUUGCAAUGGAUGAAAUCUUUCAGAAACCGUUUCAGUCUCUGAUGUUUCUGAUCAGGGAUUGGAGCUUUCCCUAUGAAUACACAUACGGGUUUAAAGGAGGCAAUGAAUUCCUGGAUAAACGGUUACAGGUUAAGGAGACCCAGCAUGAGGAGCUGCAAACAGUGAGGGAACACAUCCACUCAUGCUUCACCAAAAUUUCCUGCUUCUUGUUACCACACCCUGGGUUGAAGGUUGCCACAAGCCCCGCAUUCCAGGGACAACUUAGCGAGGUGGGACCAGAUUUCAAAGAGCAGCUGAAGAGUCUGAUUCCUAAACUGCUGCAUCCGGAUCGUCUGGCUGAGAAAGAAAUAAAUGGGAACAAAGUCACCUGCAGGGGCCUGCUCGAGUUCUUCAAGGCUUACAUCAAGAUUUACCAGGGAGAAGACUUACCACAGCCAAAGACUAUGCUCAUGGCUACAGCAGAGGCCAACAACCUGGCAGCUGUGGCAACUGCCAAAGAUCAGUAUUACAAGAGCAUGGAGAAGGUGUGUGGAGGAGACCUGCCUUACGUGAAUCCUGAGUCUCUGGAGGAAAAGCACCACUUUAACUUCCGAGAGGCUCUCCACACCUUCUCGUCCACUAAGAAGAUGGGCGGACAGGAGUUUUGUGAUCGUUACCAAACACAGCUGGAGAAGGAGCUGGAGGAAAUGUGGGUGUCCUUCAGCAAACACAAUGAGUCAAAAAAUCUCUUCAGCGCCUUCCGCACACCUGCCGUGCUGUUUGUCCUGGUGUGCCUCCUCUACGUGCUGUCGGGCGUGCUUCUCUUUGUCGGCCUGUCCACCUUCGCCUUGGUGUGUGACUGCACUCUGGGCGUGGUCAUGAUGGCCAUGCUGACGUGGGCCUUCAUCCGCUACUCUGGUCGGUACCGGACUGUGGGAGGAGCCAUCGACCAGGCCGCGGGUGUCGUUCUGGAGCAGGCGACCGUGGUGUUGAACAAGUCAAGAGGGAUGAGCACCGGCGACAGCAAGAAAUCCAGUUAGAGGACGUCUGAACCUUCGUAAUCUCGAUGCAAUGUAACCAACACACAACACAAGCACACAUUCAGCACUAAAGCCUUAUCAUGCCACCCACUGGAACAAACAUGCAGCUAAACUACAUUGGCACAGGGUAUGGAUACGAUGUUAAUUCACCAGCAUCUCUAUUGCACACGUUACUCUGCCUGUGCAAGUCCAGCUUUAUAAAACGCUGACUGGAUUCCCUGAGGCAGAGAGUCAAACCAUCCCGCUUCCCCUCAUUGAUACUUCAUGUCGUUAAAAUGACACUGCCUUCAUUUUACAAGUUUACAAUUGAUCCUAAUAGACGAGUCAAUGUUUACUUAAAAAAAAACAAAAAAACACUUCUUUUCUAUUUCAACUGAAUGCAACUUACAUGGCUGUACGUUGUUCACACAGGGGGAGUCAGGGUGCUUUUCAAACAAAGCUUCUGCAGUCUGUCUUUAAAUAAUCAUCUUUAAAAGUUAAAGUUCUAGCUUUAAAGCUUAUACAUUUAUACAUAUUUCUUUGUCGUUCUUUUUUUUUUUUUUUUUUACUUCUCGGCCUUAAAACAUUCCAUUCUGUUUGUAGAUUUGCUUUAUAUUUGAUAUAAACUCGCAUUUCUAGACAGGUGAUCUGUCGCUACUUUGAGGUGAGACGAGAAUACGCACUUUGUAUUUAGCACAGCAGAUUUUCAAAGCUGCAUUUAUUGGGAGUUCAGUUGUUUCAAGUGAUUUUCUGUUUAUUCUUCGAUGUUACACUUUGUAGAUUUUGAUACUAUGCUUCUACACUCCUCUAGACUAUAUAUAGGAACUUGUAUUCUGUAAAACUUUCCAACUCCAAAGAUAAGAUGUUAUUGUAGGUGUUGAGCGCUCAGCAGAAUAAAACUAGCCAAAGAUUUAGCUUUAGAUAUUUGAAGUAUAGUUUGGACUCCUGUCAUUUCAGGCAUCACUAAAUAUAAGCUGAAAUAUACAGCGUAGCCUGUUAGCAAGUUUUAUUCCCUCAAAAACGUAGAAAUGACACAACUCAGUGAGGAAACACUUUGUCACUCAGGCAUUACAAGUGGUAAACAUGGUGCAAAUAACAAGCAGCAUAUUCAGAUCCACCAACAUAUGAAAGAAACAAGCAUUAGAAACCUACAGUAACUGGGACUGUGUGGCCUCCUGUGCUUUUUGGACAUGCACUUCAGAACAUCACAGCACUUGGAUGGCUUAUGAUCAAACCUGGAAGCACUCAAAAAUCCUCACUGUAAGUGAAAAGACACUGUGAUGUAUCACUGUGAUGCAGUGAAUAAAGUUCACGUUGUAAAUCCAGAUUCAAGCAAAAGUGAUAUUUCAGCUAUUUCACAGUUCAAACUUUGUCAGUGUAAAAUUUUUUAAUGGUAAAAUUAAGAUUAUACAUGGCAAUCAAUUCAGCCUGAAACCGCCGCGUGCUUUGGUCAAAGCUUCACUUCAGAUGACUCACAUGAAAACAGUUGCAUAACAUGUAAUCUACCCAUAUUCAAGAAAAGGAAAAGUAAUGAAUGUGGGUGGACACCACACAGUGGAGUUAUUAGAGUUUAGUUUGUGGGGCCGGGCAGGGCGUGUCAUGCCAACUCCGAAUGAAUCAGGCAUUGGAUUAAAGGACUGAUUAUUUGUGACCGUGCCCUACAUCUCUGGAUAUGAUGAAAUGCAGAUUCUUUUUGGAUUGGGGAAGUUGAAUGUCAAGCACUUUGUAUUAAGAAAUCGCCCUUUCAAAUGCCACAACAUUGGGUGACCUGAGGGUGAAAGUAGAAUCCUGUCGACUAAUGGAUUUUACAUUGUGAUCUUCUACUACUAAUAUAUUUCCUGUGCUCCAGAGAAAAUACAGCUGAUUGACACUGAUUCCAUGUUAAUGUAGGCACAAGUCAUAAGAAUACGGGGCUAAAAGCGACCAUAGAAAUAUGGAGUAUGAGAGACUUUUGAUUUUUCAUUUUGCACAUUCCGUGUCUGUCCCUUUCCACAAGAGGAGGAAACUUCAAGAUGUUUGACAAGCACAUACUAUUGCACUUAUCCCUUCUCUUUGGUGCUUUUUUUGCACACUGGCUUAUUCCAAAAGUGAUUAAACACAUGCUACGUUGUAGUGACGGCUAAUGUAAUCAUCUCUUGCAGGGGUAUGGUGGCCUUGACUUGAGAAAUGCUGUUUUAUAAAGAAUAAACAGAGAUGGAACUGUUAA